Messenger RNA from Nematolebias whitei (Rio pearlfish), 1986 nucleotides. RefSeq names its product kelch-like family member 14 (gene klhl14). The transcript has 8 exons. Gene Ontology annotation, molecular function: protein binding. Lineage: Eukaryota; Metazoa; Chordata; Actinopteri; Cyprinodontiformes; Rivulidae. The coding region runs from base 22 to 1839 and encodes 605 amino acids. The record is from RefSeq and is a predicted model, not a curated record.
GGCGUUCGCAGUCAGGAAGUCAUGUCCAGAUCGGGUGAUAGAACAUCCACCUUUGACCCAACGCACAGUGACACCUUGCUGCAUGGGCUCAACCUGUUAUGGAGAAAGCAGCUGUUCUGUGAUGUGACGCUCACUGCCCAGGGACAGCAGUUCCACUGCCACAAAGCUGUGCUGGCAUCCUGCUCUCAGUAUUUCAGAUCUCUCUUCUCCUCCCAUAAUGCCAUCAACAACGAGGGAAGCAAGGGGGACCAGGGCAGCAGUGGGACCCCCUCAUCCUCUCCCGAUGACAAGCUGGUGACCCCCAGCACCAGGCCCAUCAACAACCUGGUGCUCCAGGGCUGCUCCUCUAUUGGACUGCGAUUAGUGCUGGAGUACCUGUACACUGCCAAUGUUACUCUCUCCCUGGACACAGUGGAAGAGGUGCUUUCAGUCAGCAAGAUCCUGAACAUCCCCCAGAUAACCAAGCUGAGCGUGCAGUUUCUCAACGACCAGAUCUCUGUGCAGAACUACAAGCAGAUCUGCAAGAUCGCUGCACUGCACGGACUGGAUGAGACCAAGAAGCUGGCCAACAAGUACCUGGUGGAGGAUGUGCUGCUGCUGAACUUUGAGGAGAUGUGCGCCAUGCUGGAUGCUCUACCACCCCCGGUGGAGUCAGAGCUGGCUCUCUUCCAGAUGUCAGUCCUCUGGCUGGAGCAUGACCGGGAGACUCGCAUGCACUAUGCACCGGACCUGAUGAAGAGGCUACGCUUUGCUCUCAUACCUGCUCCUGAGCUGGUGGAGAGGGUGCAGUCUGUCGACUUCAUGAGGAGUGACCCUGUGUGCCAGAAGCUGCUCCUGGAUGCCAUGAACUACCACCUGAUGCCCUUCAGGCAGCACUGCAGGCAGACCAUGGCCAGCAGAAUACGUUCCAAUAAGAGAAUGCUUCUGCUGGUGGGGGGUUUGCCUCCUGGACCUGAUCGUUUUCCCAGCAAUUUAGUCCAGUACUACGACGAUGAAAAAAAGACGUGGAAGAUCCUCACAAUAAUGCCUUACAACAGCGCUCAUCACUGCGUGGUAGAGGUGGAGAACUUCCUGCUGCUGCUGGGUGGAGAGGAUCAGUGGAACCCCAACGGAAAGCACAGCACUAACUUUGUCAGUCGUUAUGAUCCCAGAUUCAACAGCUGGAUUCAGCUGCCUCCUAUGCAGGAAAGGAGAGCCAGUUUUUUUGCCUGCCGCCUGGAUAAGCACCUGUACGUGAUUGGUGGAAGGAACGAGGCAGGCUACCUUUCCAGCAUGGAGUCCUACAACCUGGAGACAAAUGAGUGGAACUAUGUGUCACCUCUGCCACAGCCUUUAGCUGCACAUGCAGGAGCAGUGCACAACGGCAAGAUCUACAUUUCAGGAGGAGUGCACAACGGCGAGUAUGUGUCCUGGCUCUACUGCUACGACCCCGUAAUGGAUGUGUGGGCGAGAAAACAGGACAUGAACACAAAGCGCGCCAUUCACGCCCUGGCUGGGAUGAACGACCGCCUGUACGCGAUCGGUGGAAACCAUUUGAAAGGUUUUUCUCACCUUGAUGUUAUGUUGGUUGAGUGCUAUGACCCAAAAGCUGACCAAUGGAACAUCCUGCAGACACCCAUACUGGAGGGUCGCAGCGGUCCGGGCUGUGCUGUUUUGGAUGACAGCAUCUUCCUCGUGGGGGGGUACAGCUGGAGCAUGGGGGCCUAUAAGUCUUCAACCAUCUGCUACAGCCCAGAGAAAGGAACAUGGACAGAGUUGGAGGGAGAGGUGGCAGAACCUUUGGCGGGCCCAGCCUGCUCCACUGUCAUCCUGCCCGCCUGCCUCCCAUUUAACAAAUGACAACUAAUCCAACCGAUGGGAGGCGAGAAAGAGGAGCAGCCGAGUGACUGGGGGGAGGAUCAUCCGUAAACAAAACACUUGUCAACAAUUUUGCGACAAACCCUCCAAGUUGUAAACCGGGGGUGUGUAUAAAUUAUUUUUUUACAG